CUUCAGUAAGGAUCUCAGACACGCAGGUUCAAGGCCAGGACAUCUAGGGCACCCGAGAACACUUGCAGCAAUAUCUACCCACAAGCCCUUCAAUACUUCGUACUAGGGAGGAUUAGGAAGUACCGCUAGUGCUGGAAGCAGACUAGUCCGUUUCGAGUCAUCGACCUUAUCGUCUAAUCUCGUCGCCAUGGGCCGUCUAGGCGUCGCGUUCCUCGCUCUCCUCUUCCUCGCGCUGAUCAUCUGCGCAGAGGCCGGUAAGGCGAGCACCCUCAGUGACAAGAAGGGCCACGGGAAAAAGGGCGGCAGCAAGAAGGGCGGAGACAAGAAGGGCGAUCCGAAGGGCAGAAAGUCGGGAGAAUCCGGCAAGUCGAAAUCCGGCGCGGUGGCGGCGUCCGCCAAGGGUGCCAUCGUCACGAGCAGCACGCCGCAGUCGGUCGGCAGCGAGGACGUGGGCGGCGGCGAGGUGAAGAUCAAGGGGCUCGGAUGGGCGGCGAAGAAGUGCCCGACGGAAAUGGCGCUCAAAUACAAGGGCGCGUGCACGGCCAAGAACUGCUCCAAAGCCGGCAUUCCCGCCAAGUGGAAGGCGUCCAUCAUCUCGAAGAAAAAGGCCAAGCACGUUGCGCUCAUCCUGCCCAAUGGCGGCUGGUCCGUCAAGAAGCAGUCACCCGAGGCGUGCUGCAACCAGUGCGCCGCCACCCACGACUGCACGUACUGGCAGUUCACCCCUGCCGCGGGCAAAGAGCCCGGGCAGUGCGAUCUGAUCAAGGAGGAGCAGGAUUUCAUCUGCGGAGAUCUGGCGGCGCAGUACGAGAACAAGGACAAGCCCGUGUACCUACAGGUGCGUGCAGGCGGCGAGUGCAACGACGACCCUGAGAUCCUCGACGACCCGCACUUCGUCGGCGCGCACGGCACGCGCUUCGACUUCAACGGCCGUCCCGACAAGGCGUUCUGCCUGCUGACUGACGACAACGUGCACGUCAACAUGCUGCUGAGGGGUUACUACGACGACCGUAUCGAGGGCGCUGCUCUUGUCGUCGAUGGGAAGGCCGUCCACACCUGGAUCAAGGAGCUCGGUAUCGUGUGGCACGCGAACGACGCGGAUCACAAGCUGCGUCUGGUUGCCCGCGGCGGCAAGCAGCAGGAGCGCGGCACCGGUUACAUGCAGGCCAUUGAGGUUGACGGCACUGAGAUCCAACGGCUGGCGCUCGGCGAGAAGUUCCUCGGCGCCGGUGGCCUCGAGAUCGCCCUCGCAGCGUACGAGAAGCAGGGGCCGUACGACGUGGAUUACUACACCGUUUCGGUGGCCGGGAUACUCUCGUUCGACAUCCGCUUGCGCGUGGCUCACCCGAAGCUGCAGACACCGAACGAUGCCGAGGUGCACAUCAACGUGGGCGUUACAUCUUUCAAGUACACGGACAACGUGCACGGCGUGCUGGGCCAGACGUACAGGGAGGACCACGUGGCCCGUGCGGUCGAUUUCCAGGAGCUCGUCUCGUCGCUCCACCGCCCGGUUUCUGCUGACGGAGAGCUCGGCGCGGGAUUCCUGGAUGGCACUCCUCGAUCGUACGAGGCCAGCUCGGUGCUUGGCGUGGAUUGCGCCAUGACAGCCUACCACCGCGCCAUGCACUUGAGCGCUGCGUACAACUAAGCUUCGCUUUGCCGCUUCUUUUCCGCGGUAUCCGAUUUCUCGUUUGUCUUCAUAUCGCUACCCCCCAUACUCUUUCUGGUCGUGGACACUGAGGGCCGAGGCCCAAUUGUAAUUUUAUUUGGCUGCCAUUGCAUGUCUGUAGGAUAAUUUGGAUAAAGCAUGCCAAUGCUGUAUUGCUCGACUGCCAUUCAAAGUAGUUCAUAUUGCGGAAACAUGGACGAUCCUUGAGGUAGUUUUGAUAUUUUAUCC
Messenger RNA from Closterium sp. NIES-67, 1897 nucleotides. The record is from the annotation of a GenBank genome assembly. Lineage: Eukaryota; Viridiplantae; Streptophyta; Zygnematophyceae; Desmidiales; Closteriaceae.